Molecule: messenger RNA, 1104 nt
Organism: Closterium sp. Yama58-4
Lineage: Eukaryota; Viridiplantae; Streptophyta; Zygnematophyceae; Desmidiales; Closteriaceae
Source: the annotation of a GenBank genome assembly
AUGGAGGAAGAGUACGUGACGAAUCAGGAGCGGCUGAAGCCGCAGGAGGAGAAGAACGAGGAGGAUCGGUCCAAGGUGGACGAUCUUCGCGGAACUCCCAUGAGCGUGGGAAGUCUUGAAGAAAUUAUCGACGAGAAUCACGCCAUCGUGUCGUCAUCUGUAGGCCCGGAGUAUUACGUCAGCAUCCUGUCGUUUGUGGAUAAGGAUCAAUUGGAGCCUGGCUGCUCUAUCCUCAUGCACAAUAAGGUGCUGUCAGUGGUGGGCAUCCUACAGGACGAGGUGGACCCCAUGGUAUCCGUGAUGAAAGUGGAGAAAGCUCCCCUGGAGUCCUACGCCGAUGUCGGUGGGCUGGAGCAGCAGAUUCAGGAGAUCAAGGAAGCGGUGGAGCUUCCUCUGACACAUCCGGAGCUUUACGAAGACAUUGGUAUCAAGCCUCCCAAGGGAGUCAUUCUCUACGGUGAACCAGGCACUGGCAAGACCCUGCUGGCGAAGGCUGUCGCCAACUCCACGUCAGCCACCUUCCUCCGCGUGGUAGGCAGUGAGCUCAUCCAGAAGUACCUGGGCGAUGGACCCAAGCUCGUGAGGGAGCUGUUCCGAGUGGCGGAUGACCUUUCGCCCUCCAUUGUCUUCAUUGAUGAGAUUGAUGCUGUGGGAACCAAACGUUACGACGCUCAUUCGGGAGGUGAGCGGGAGAUUCAGCGGACGAUGCUUGAGCUGCUGAAUCAGCUGGAUGGCUUCGAUUCUCGUGGAGAUGUCAAGGUCAUUCUAGCCACCAACCGCAUCGACAGUCUUGACCCUGCGCUGCUGCGUCCGGGUCGUAUUGACCGCAAGAUCGAGUUCCCUCUGCCUGACAUCAAGACCAAGCGCCGCAUUUUCCAGAUCCACACAUCUCGCAUGACAACAGCUGAGGAUGUGAACUUGGAGGAGUUUGUACUUAGCAAGGAUGAGCUUUCGGGUGCUGACAUCAAGGCAAUGUGCACAGAGGCUGGGCUGCUUGCUCUUCGCGAAAGACGCAUGAAGGUGACACAAGCUGAUUUCCGGAAGGCUAAGGAGAAGGUGUUAUACAAGAAGAAAGAAGGUGUUCCUGAGGGUCUUUACAUGUAA